AACCAACAUUCAUAUGUCCGCAUCGAGGAACUUCAGGACAUGGUUGCUGUAGCCGAGCCUCUCUGGAAUGUCAAAGUGGAUGCAUCGAAAUGUGCACAGAAGUGUUACAGAGAAUCCAUGUGUGUUUCUUUCUUCCACAACGCUUUGACUGGUGCCUGUCAAGGACACUCAAGGAUCUUCAACAGCCACGAGAACCUGGUUCCCAAACCUGGCUUCAAGUACUCGCUGGAUGGUCUUUACGCUAACAAUGCUACCUACACUGACUGUACAGAUAUCAUGACUCGCUUUCCUUCUCUGAAGUCUGGCAUCUACAUCCUCAAGCCUGAUGGACAAGACCAGUUCCAAGCCUACUGUGUUUCCAGCAUAGGUACAUGGACGGUGAUUCAACGACAUCACAAUGGUAUAAUGAUCCAACGACAUCACAUCGACAUAAUAAACUUAUCAUUUUUGCAACAGUUGAUCCAAAGACGUCAGGACGGCUCCGAAAACUUCUUCAGAACCUGGAACGAAUACAAGGAAGGGUUUGGCGACCUGAAUGGAGAGUUCUGGCUUGGCAAUGAAAAGGUGUGGCGUGUUGUCAAGGGACGACAGUUCGAGUUAAAAAUAAAGCUCUGGGACUUUCAAGAUGAUACGAGAAUGGCUCACUACCAAAGCUUCUCCAUAGGUAGUCUGGCUGAGAACUAUAAACUGAAAAUCUCUGGCUUCUCCGGCAACGCAGGCGACUCCAUGGAGACGAGUAACGGCCGCGCAUUCUCCGCCAGAGAUCGUGACCUUGACAAGAACACAGGUAACUGCGCACUAAAGUUCAAGGGAGCCUGGUGGUACGACUCAUGUCACAAGGCAAACCUGAAUGGAGAAUACAACAAUACAAAUGAUGCUGAGGGCAUCGUCUGGUACCACUGGCACGGCUAUCUGUAUUCUUUGAAAAGAACGGAGAUGAGAAUACGACCCUGUUGUUGAGAUAUAUUGCACAGCAGACAUUCGAGAUCACCCCGUGCUAUCCUGGAUUACCUAACCUUGUUGGUUCCGGAAAGGAAAUUUCCGGACAACGCCAGUACUUUUGUGUCCUUUUCGAAUUAUUCCGUUCAACUGUCGUGUGUCGAAAUAAAAUUCAUCCCACAUGAGUAGUUGUGUCACAUGAUAGCUGUUUCCGUAGCAACCAGUAAAGGUGACAUCAGGUCACAUGAAAUAAGUACAUACCUCUCGACAACGGCAAAUGAAAUGGACAAAAUGUACACACAAUGUGCACGUAGAUUCUACGAAAUCCUUUCAGGGCCAGUCGGUAGAUUUCAAGACUCGAAGACCAAGACCUUCUGACGCCUUGGGGACUUUGAAUGUUAUAACCAAGAUCAAACAACUUUGAGCAACAGUCUUUAAAUCUUGGUAGAAAUUGACAACCCAGUUGUACGUCAAAAGGCCGUGAAAAUGAAUAUGAGGUAACAGGUUUCGGAUUAUUGUGUAAGAGGAAAAGAGUUAAGAACAUUCAGAAUGUCAUCUA
Messenger RNA from Haliotis rubra (blacklip abalone), 1498 nucleotides. Its product is annotated as microfibril-associated glycoprotein 4-like. The record is from RefSeq and is a predicted model, not a curated record. Lineage: Eukaryota; Metazoa; Mollusca; Gastropoda; Lepetellida; Haliotidae. The coding region runs from base 40 to 960 and encodes 306 amino acids. The transcript has 5 exons.